Coprinopsis cinerea okayama7#130 is the source of this 168-nucleotide messenger RNA. RefSeq lists its product as hypothetical. The coding region runs from base 1 to 168 and encodes 55 amino acids. NCBI's taxonomy places the organism in Eukaryota, Fungi, Basidiomycota, Agaricomycetes, Agaricales, Psathyrellaceae. The record is from RefSeq and is a predicted model, not a curated record. The transcript is spliced from 3 exons.
AUGUCCCGCAUCGACCAUCGAAGAAAUGCAGAGCGGAUACUGCAACUCUCAGCGCUUCCAUCACUUUUCGCAAGGCAGCGAUCGCAGUUCAUGAAGCUGAGGGGGGUGGGCUGGAGAACCAUGGGUGGUCGAACAUAUCAAGCAGGAUGGAGUGAAGGACACGGGUAA